Molecule: messenger RNA, 1319 nt
Organism: Daucus carota subsp. sativus
Lineage: Eukaryota; Viridiplantae; Streptophyta; Magnoliopsida; Apiales; Apiaceae
Exons: 2
Coding region: 63-812 (249 amino acids)
Molecular function (GO): protein binding
Source: RefSeq, a predicted model, not a curated record
UCGCAAAUAUACAUUCAUUCAUAGCCGUACACAGUAAUUAUGGCGGCAAUAGAUAGUACUCUAUGAAACAUCCCAUGUUUCAAAAAGAUUUAUGGUACGCCGCUGUCUCUGCGGGAGAUGCUGAGGCCAUAAGGUCAUUUAGAAUUUACUCCAGUAGACUGACUGGUAGAACUAUCCUUCACAAUGAAUCCAUGGAUGGAAAUAAAGAACACGUGCAGCUCAUUCUGAGGGAGUUUGCAGGCUUGUUAGUCAAGGUGGAUUCAAAUAAAGACACUGCACUUCACCUUGCAGCUUUUUAUGGACACGCUCAAGUGGUUGAGCUUCUCAUUGAUGCAGCCAGAAAUUUGGGUUCUGCAGCUGAUGAUCCACAUAAUCCGAUUACUGGUUUCGAAGCUUUUGUCAGACAUUCUAAUAAUAGUAUGAAUACUGCCUUGCACGUAGCAGUGAGCAAGGGAAACCUGGCUAUUGCUAAGCUUUUAGUAGAAGCCGAUCCAGAUGAUGCACAUAUUCAAAAUUGUAACGGUGAUAGUCCGGUCAACCUCGCGGCCAGAUUGAGGUCUCCCGAUAUGGUCAUCUUGAUCUGUAACUCUUGCACACAUCCAAGUUUAGAUGGUCCUGAUGGUACAACUGCUUUGCAUUUGCAUGCUGCUAUUAUGAUGCUCCCGCCGCAAUUAAAUAUUGUGGUGCUGGUGCUGAAGAACAAGCAUUCAACAUUGUUGGAGCUUUCUUUAAUAAAACUUAUAAGAAUGGUAGAGAUACUCCUCUGCACUUGGCAGCACGAAAAGAUAAUCCAAUUGCGGUUAAGUGGAUAGCAAUGUUAGAUCCCCAAUAUAUAACCGGAGAAGAAGAUGAUGUUUAUGGAGGUGCUGUAACUAAAAACAGAGAACUCUCUGUACUUAUCUAUGAACUAGCUGAAUCCCGAGAAAGUUCCUCGGUCGUAGUCCAACAACUCUGUAUGUUGUAUGAACUGGACAAUAUCCUUGGUCACUUUGGUCAGGUUGCUUUGCGUGCUGCUAUCAUGAUGCAUGACGAACGUAAAAUUCUAACUUUAUUCUUGGCGUCUCACAAUAUAAGUCAACUCUCAUUAAUUGUUAUAAGAAGGAUAAUUUAGAAUAAUAUAAAUAUAUUUGCAUUAGAAGAUAAAAAUAGACAAAUAUUAUGUGAAAUUUUUUAUUUCUGAAUAGGCUAUUAUUAUGGGAUGGAUGGAGCAUCAAUUGAAAUGCUCACUUCGCACUCCUAUAAAAUAUAGAAUAUGAUCGUAUAAUUAUUUUUUCUUGAAUAAAAGUUUUAUAAAAGCUAGAAUGUAUUGUUUUAAUCCG